GGUGACUGCUUCACUACAGCCUCUGUAGCUUCACAUUGAUCCAUGCAUGCCGAGAUUGCUUGUUUUAUGAGUUUAGUUGGUUUAGUAUAUCCGGCAGUACGGUGUUUUAGGUCGCGGUAAGCAUAUAUUAAAAGGGACAACUGUAUCAGAAUGUCGCCCGACUGGUUUUCGGAAUACGUCACGGUGGACAAUGUGUGCCUAGGAGUCAAUGCCAUUACUUUGGGCUUGAUCUACAAGAUCUACCGGUCAAAGACGAAGAACUUCGAGGCUGUGCAGACGGCACGGCAGUUCGACAUCGACUCGCAUCUGGUGCAAAAGCUGCGGGAGGAGUACCCAGAUGGCAAGGCAGUGCACGCCGUCGUCAGGGGUCAGGUGAAGUCGCUCGGAGACACCCUGAAGAGCAGGCACAUCCGCAGUGCCAAGGCUGUCAUUCAGGAGUGCGUCCUCACUGAGCACAAGAUCCAGUGGAGCCCCUUCUCACGCUUCUGGUCACACACCCAGCGCGAGAUCCAACGCGUCAUCAACUAUGUCCCCUUCGCAUUGGCCUCCCGCCACAGCGGGGCCACGGUCGAGGUCGUCGACCCCCUCGAGUGUGAGGACGUCCCGGUUCAGUGUGUCUACGAGAACUUCAUUCCGAACCGCGAGGGCUUGAGUGGCGUCCUGUUCGGCUGGCUGCGUGGCGAGCAGACAAAGGGCAUCGAGGAGCAGGAGAUGCUCCUCGAAGAGGGCGCCACGCUCACGGGCUUUGGUACGCUUGCCACCGAGAAGGGCACGGAUGCCGUCCGGCUGAUGCCGCCGGCAGACGGCUCCUGCUACUACCUCACCCACCUCAGCCACCCGGCACUCGUGUCCAAGCUGAAGUCGGAGGUGGAUGUCCUCCGGGUGGCCUGCUUCGUCUUUGGCUUCACGGCGGCCGGCCUGUCCGUCUACAUCCUGCUGUCCUGGUGGCAGAGGCGGCAGCGGCGCAUCCAGGAGAUGAAGGACGCGACGAGGAGGGAGGAGGCCAAGAAGGAGCGCAGAAAGCAGACGCGGGAUGCCGCCGUGGCGUCUGAGUACCCCAACUGCGUCAUUUGCCUCAGCAACCCGGUGGAAGUGAUGAUGCUUGAGUGCGGGCACGUCUGCGUGUGCACGGACUGCGCAGAGCAGGUCAGGGACACGUGUCCCGUUUGCAGAGCGCCCAUCGCGAGGAGCGUGGCGGCCUUCUUACCCUGAGCGGAGGUGGGAUUUGUAGCGGCAUCGCUGCUAUUUCUUUGAAGUGCGGCUGUGUUAUUGAUUUUGUACAGUUUCUGGUGGGGAGUUGUUCGUCGAGGUCUGGCGGUGUGCGGCGCUUCUAUUUGUGAUGACUGCUGAUGGUUGGGGCUCAAAGAACUGAAAGAGGAUGUCUUUAUUUGUGUGAGGUGCCUUUUAUGCAACUUGCUAGUAAGGUGUAGUAGCCGACGAGAGAAAACAGAGUUCAGAAAUUCUUUCUUUCUCCCUCGUCAGCACGCAUCACAUACUGUAAAACCCUUUAUUUUCGCAGCCUCUAUUUUUUGCGAACCGGUCACAGAGGACAUAAUGGUGGCUGCUAAAUUUCGUAAAUUUGGAUUUCAGAAAAACAAUGCAGGAGAUGUAGGCGGGACGCUACAAUCCCUACAACACUACUCGUAAGGCAAUAUCUCGAAUGAACGGCCGUAUUUUCGGAAAAAGAGGUCGAGAUUGAACCAGGCCGACGUGGCGCGUGACGUGAAUAUACCUAGUUGCCUCCUCUCUUCGCUUCACUCCCUCGAGGCCGCGAGGCGGAGAAGACGCGAGGCCGUUCCUUCUCCUCCUUGGAGAAACAUGACGUGAACAUUUCUGUCAAAUGUGCCUCCUUUUUUUGAAAAAUACGGUCAUCCGUUUGAGAUAUCGCUGUAUGAGUGAUGUUUUGGUGUUUGUAGCACCUGUUGCACGCUUUUGCCGCGUGUUUCGUGGAAUCCAGAUUUUGGUUUAGCAUCCCUUUGAGAACCAAAAUUUUUGCGUGCCCCGAAAUUUCAUAAAUUUUUUAAUUCUCGAAAUUCCCAAAAUUAAGGGCUGACGAACAUUAAGGGUUUUACAAUAGUGUGAAUGUGUAGAGUACACUGAUCUGUGUUCCUGGUGUUACCAUACAUGCAUUUUACUUGUUCCUGCCCAGUAGCAAUGAGGGGAUGGACAAAAUGGUUCUAUUUUCAGUUGGCCAUGACAUACUACUGAUGGCUUAUGUGUGACCAAAAAGGUGCACCGACAAAAACAUGAUACACAUAGACACCAUUUUUAAAUUUCUAGAAAGAUUUUUUCUUUUUUCGUCUUACCAAUGUAGACAGAAGAACUUGGAUUACUGCUUGUGGGCUCAAAGCAUCUGAAGAGAAUCCACACUCUGGAGCUUGUCAGACAAAAGCUAUAUGUAAUAAAAACAUCCAGCUGGACUCAAAAAAAAAUUCUAGGUGCUCUCUUGUCACAGAGGACGUAAAAGAAGAAAGAGAAAAUCUCGAAGUGGAUAAGAAGAUCUGUGUAACCAGGUGUAUGGUAGCCCACACAAGUCUCAGCAGAGGCUGUGGUUUUAAUAAAGCUAUGCAGAGAGCAAGUCGUCUACUUGCGCAGGGGUUUCGGUGACGUCAGAACGACGCCGAGUUCUGAUUGGUUUCGAUUAGAAGGAUAGUGGGUAGGUGAACCUCAAUGCUAGAUUCCUUGAGGUCUACCGAUUUUGGGUAAAGUACAUUUGAAAAGUACUGGAAGUAAAGUACGAAAUAAGUGAGAGGUUGUGUACUUCAAGUACAGUAAAACCUCGUUAUAACAAAGUUGAAGGAGCGGUCGUAAUUAUUUCGUUAUAACGAUUAGUUUGUUAUAGCCAAUGUCCAUUUCUUCCCACUAUUAGCAAGCAAGGGGAAUUAUGAUUGCUUUGUUAUAUCCAUUAGUUUGUUAUAUCCUGUUUUGUUAUAACGAGGUUUUACUGUAGUACUUUAGUAGCACAUCUAGCCCUGGGGUUGUUUUAGGAUGUCCUGUGGACGUUCAUAGGACAGGUGUGUUGCUUGAGUAAGUACACCAGGCACUUAGCCAUGAUUUUGUUUAAGGGGGGGGCCUCCGCCCAUAACAAAAUGCUGUAUGAGGGGGAGGAGGCCCCAGCAUAUUGUAAAAUUUUUAUUUUUUUUUUUUUGGGGGGGGGGGGGGGUCCGGGCCCCAUGCCCUCCUUCCCCCCUUGGCUACGUGCCUGCCGGGCACACUGUACUUGAGUUAAAGUACUCUAAAUACAAUGUACUUUUAAAGUAAACUACAAAUACUUUAACAAUCUUUCAUGGUGCCCUUUCAUUCCUUUAUACCAGGGGUGUCAAACACGCGUCCCCGUUAUUCGCUAAAACAAACGUCAGUUCGCUCAAAUGGCGCCGUUCGCUGCUGACACAAACUCUGAAAAUUACAUGUUUUUACAUAUUUUGUUUUUAGUUCGUCCGUGGGGUUUUGCUGGAGUUUGUUUAGCUCCAAAUUUAAAGGGAAAAAUAUUUUAUGUAUUGAAGUAUAAAAACCUGCAUUCAGGCAAAAAUAAAGAAAGUUAUAUUUUAAUAAACCUUUAUUUGCAUAAGAACUCAAGUGGGGGGGGGGGGGGGGUGAUUCGUUCGAUUAAUUAAGUACAUCUUCGCUGUCCGGAAGAGUCGGAUAUGUGUGCAUCUUUUAUCUCAAAAUUAAGCGAUCCUUGUGUUGACGCUGAAAUCGACGCGCGCGUGACAGACUGUUCGCGCUCGACGGCCGUGGUUCGCUGCGUCUUUUAUUUCGCGGAGAUCUGCAACAGCAAAGUUGCGCAAUCAAUUGCAAAGCAACACAGCACUUCAAGAAGCCAGUGGACGCGGAAAACAUAACAAAAGACCGAUUUAAUUGCCAAACGCACGAACAAAACCCGAACCGGAAGUGUUCUCGGCUCCCUGUCGUAGCGGAAGCAACCUUGAAUAAAAGUAAAAUCACUACUGAAAAA
Molecule: messenger RNA, 3955 nt
Organism: Ixodes scapularis (black-legged tick)
Lineage: Eukaryota; Metazoa; Arthropoda; Arachnida; Ixodida; Ixodidae
Product: mitochondrial ubiquitin ligase activator of NFKB 1
Exons: 3
Coding region: 151-1212 (353 amino acids)
Biological process (GO): protein ubiquitination; organelle organization
Molecular function (GO): ubiquitin-protein transferase activity
Source: RefSeq, a predicted model, not a curated record